AUGAGGCCAUCCAUCACAAUUGCUCUCACCGCCGCCGUCGUGGCCUGGGCUGCUCCAGCUCCUAUGCCCACACCGCCCGGUAUUCCUUCCGAUAGCACCGCCAGAACUCUUCUUGCAGGCCUCAAAGUUGCCGUCCCCGGCUCUGGCAGCGAUUACGAUCGCACCUUGUUUCCCCAUUGGAUCAACAUAGCCGGUACUUGUGACGCUCGCGAAUAUGUGUUGAAGCGCGAUGGUGACGGCGUCGUAGUCAACAGCGCCUGUGUGCCUCUCUCUGGCGACUGGGUCAGCCCCUACGAUAAUGCAAAGUUUACGAAUGCAUCGAAACUAGACAUUGACCACAUGGUUCCUCUAAAGAAUGCAUGGAUUUCCGGUGCCUCGAGCUGGACCACACAACGGCGUCAAGACUUCGCCAACGACGUCACCCGCCCCCAGCUCUGGGCCGUCUCUGCAAGUUCAAACCGCUCCAAGGGUGACAAGAGCCCCGACAAGUGGAAGCCUCCGCUGUCGAGCUUCUACUGCACCUACGCCAAGUCCUGGAUCGACGUCAAGAGUGCCUAUGCAUUGACCAUUUCAAGCGCCGAAAAAACAGCAUUGGGCAGCAUGUUGGACUCUUGCUGA
Molecule: messenger RNA, 618 nt
Organism: Trichoderma asperellum CBS 433.97
Lineage: Eukaryota; Fungi; Ascomycota; Sordariomycetes; Hypocreales; Hypocreaceae
Source: RefSeq, a predicted model, not a curated record